Molecule: messenger RNA, 1811 nt
Organism: Haliotis rubra (blacklip abalone)
Lineage: Eukaryota; Metazoa; Mollusca; Gastropoda; Lepetellida; Haliotidae
Product: RNA-binding protein NOB1-like
Exons: 8
Coding region: 9-1772 (587 amino acids)
Biological process (GO): ribosomal small subunit biogenesis; maturation of SSU-rRNA
Cellular component (GO): preribosome, small subunit precursor
Molecular function (GO): RNA endonuclease activity
Source: RefSeq, a predicted model, not a curated record
AUUGCAAAAUGGCGACCUCCACGAAAGUGAAGCACGUUGUUGCUGAUACAGGAGCGUUCAUUCGAAAUGCGCCUCUCCGUGACAUAGGGGAACAGAUUUACAGCCUGCCAGAAGUUAUUGGAGAAAUUAAGGAUAAAGCUACCAAACAGCGCCUUCAGUUUCUUCCCUACAAACUUGAAUACAGGGAACCAUCUGCAGAAUCGGUUUCAUUAGUGACCGAGUUUUCCAAGAAGACUGGAGAUUACCCUAGCCUGUCUGCUGUUGACAUUCGAGUCCUUGCACUUGCCUAUCAGCUAGAGAAGGAACAUGUUGGGACGAGGCACAUCAAGACAUCACCAGACACAAAGACAGAAAUUAAUCUCUCCACUCCAGCACCCAGUCAGCCUGCUCAGAUUGCUGGCUUCUACCUUGGAACACAGAGUGAGGAACAAUCUGGAUGUAUAUCAGAGACCAUUGAUGAGGUGGCUGCAACACUAGAGAAACAAACCGUUACUGAUGUCCAACAUUCAUCUCCAUCCCCCAGUGAAGUGACCUCACAUGCACAACAGACAUGUGUAGCAAUGAAUGAUGGAGCACAUUCUGAAACCUCACUGAAGGAGACCGACAAGAAUGAUUUCCCCGCUCUGUCCAGAGUUCCUCUCCCAUCAAACUCAACACUAAAAACUGCUAGUGAACAAGCAUCUGUUCAGCAGAUCUACAGCGAGAUCCGGGAUGACUCCACAUCAGGCUGCCCUGUUAACAACCUGAACGAUGAGGAAGAGUUUCCCACACUGUCACAAGCCACAAGAGUGGACAUAAUCAGCAUUCUGAAAGAUAGUCAGGAGACAUCUGUAGUCCCUCAAGUCUUUGUUGAGGUAAGGGAUAAGUCUGGUGAGGACAACCUGCCCUUGGUUGACGAAGAUGAAUAUCCUUCAUUAUUGACUCAGGGUGAUUCACUGUCAGAGAAGUCCAUCACUGCUGCUUCAAACACUGUUUCAUAUGCUAAAAUAAUCCAGGACGGACAAGCUAAAGUUCAGUUGAAACCUGCAGCAGUCAGAGUAUUUAAGGAAGGUCAGGUGUUGCCAAGUAGUUUGAUACAAGAAGGUGGAGAGGAGGGAGAAGAGAGUGAGGAGGAAGAAGAAGAAGAUAGUGAUGGGGAGGAGGAAGAGGAUGGAGAAGGGUGGAUAACUCCGUCCAACAUCCAGAAAGUGAAGAAGCAGAUGGGUGGUGGCGACGCUGAAAGGGCAGAUGUCACUGUUGGGUGUCUGACUACAGACUUUGCAAUGCAGAAUGUAUUAAUCCAGAUGGGUUUGAACGUCGUCUCAGUUGAUGGAAUGCUCAUUAAGAAAGCCAAGAGCUAUGUGCUUCGAUGUUUCGCCUGCUUCAAGGUAACAUCAAAAAUGGAAAAGUUGUUUUGUCCUCACUGUGGAAACCAUACACUGAAGCGUAUCGCCAUGACUGUACAGGAUGACGGAACCAUCAAGUACUUCUUCUCCAGGAGGAAGAAGCUCUCGUCAAGGGGACUAAAGUAUUCACUACCAACACCGAAAGGAGGUAAGCACGCCAACAACCCCAUUCUUGUGGCAGACCAACCAUUUCCUCAUCAGCGACCAACAAAGAAAUCUCUGAAGUCCAUGGAUGUGUUCGACCCAGAUUUCAUGGCUUCAGAAUCUCCCUUCUGUCGCAAUGAUGUCACAAGUCGGGCUGCGCAACUCGGUAUAAUGCGCCAAGGCCAGAACGGCAGGCGGCGGCAUCAGAUCGGGGUCAAGAAGAGCACGGGGAGGCGGAAAUAACAUGUCCUGUUUCAGCCUGAAUAAAAUGUGAUAUUACAA